UCUCUCUCUCUCUCUCUCUCUCUCUCUCUCUCUCUCUCUCUCUCUGACAGAGAGCCACUUCGAAUAAUUAUUGUUAAACUUGUUGUGUGUUUCUUCCUAAAAACAACAGGUUCACAAUUAAUUACACUUACAGGAAGAGUGAAGUUAAAUCAAAGUUCCAAGACAUUAUUUCUUUGGAGUGAGAGAUCCCCAGAAGGCGAAUAGAACCAUCCUGCUGAUAGAACAGACCGGAACACGGAAGUCAGAAGAAAAAACAAGAGAAACCAAUUUGUUUAUUUCCUGAUAAACAACUUUCAGAAUAACCGUCACAGCAGACAAAUAGUCGGCCUACGAGAUCUCGUGGAACAUUAAAAACAGAGAAAUGGUGCGAUUCUUCAAUUUGUUUAGACAUAUCAACUUUACGGAUGUUAUUCGUACAAGCUUCCAGAUCCACCCAGGACCUCCUGCUCGGUAUCAACUGAAGCCAGAGAAAGAGAGUCUGGAUGGAAUGAGCGAGGAAGAGUCUAGACUCAGAAGAUGGACCUUUGGAGAGAGAGAUCACAGUAAGGUUAAUAAAACCAUCCUGCUGGUGGGACAGACAGGAACAGGGAAGUCAACCAUGAUCAACAACAUGACCAACUAUGUCAUGGGAGUAGAGAUGGAGGACAAGGUCUGGUUUGAGAUGAUAGAGGAGAAAACAGGAAAAAGCCAAUCUAAGAGUCAAACAUCAACGGUCACCAUGUACCAGAUCUUUGGGUUUGAAGGACGUAGAGUUCCUUAUUCCCUCACCAUCAUCGACACCCCGGGGUUUGCAGACACAGAAGGAGUCCAAGAAGAUGAAAUCAUAGUUGACAAACUGCAUGAUUUGUUCAGAUGUGAAAACAGAAUUCAUGAAAUUGAUGCCGUGGGUUUCUUGUUGAAGUCAAGUACAAACCGUCUUGAUGACCAACAGAAAUACGUGUUUAAUGAAGUUGCGUCUCUGUUUGGUAAAGACAUGGAGAACAACAUAGUGUUCCUCAUGACUCACUCUGAUGGAAUGCCACCUACCGAUGCCCUGCAGGCUAUUGAAGAUGCUGACAUCAAAUGUGCCAAAGAUAAGAAUGGAAAACCAGUUCACUUCCUGUUCAACAACCACCAGAAUAAGUUCAUCGAGUGUGCAACUAAGAAGAAAUAUGAGGAGGCAUGGGAAGUUUCGGCGGAUGGAAAUGAACAAUUCUUCAACUUCCUGAAUAAAACAGAACCUCAGAAGUUGAGGAUGACCAUUGAGGUUAUGACAGAGCACAUCAGGCUGAGGGCUUGCAUUCAGAACAUGAAGGAACGUAUCGAGCUUUCAGAAAAAAAGCAAAAGAGCAUUGAGAAGAUAAAAAUUGAUUUAGAACUCCACAAAAAAGAUAUUGAGACAAAUAAAAACUUCACUAUCCCGGUUGAAGAGGUCUACAAGGUGAGAGAAACAAUAAACGCCUGGUGGGACAACAAGGCUGUCACCUGCUCUAGGUGUGAGGAGAACUGCCACCAUCCAGGCUGCACCCUGGCAGUAUCUCCCUGGUGGUGUGAAGUCAUGAGGGGGUCAUCGUGUACUUCCUGUACGGGCAGGUGUUCCUACACUCAUCAUGUUAAGCAGAAUUUCAAGUACGUGACCAAAACCAGGGUGGUUUGGAAGACAGUGGAAGAAAUGAAGAAGAAAUAUGAAACCAAGACAAAGUUAGCCGGCCAGGAGCAGAGUUUGUUGUCAGGACUUGAGGCAGAGAUGAAAGAGCUUCAGGAUGAGCAAAACAGACUAGUGAUGGAGGCCUUCGAGUGUGUGGUCAGUCUAGAAGCCAUAGCUCUGAAUGUUCAUUCAUCGACCAUCCAUGAUCACCUGGACUUCAUCAUAAAGAAACUGAAGGCAAACAAGCAGCAGCAGAAAGCUCAGAAGCUGGAGGAGAUCAAGAACCGCAGACAGGGAAUAUAAAAUAAGACGUUUCUUGGUGAACAAUAAUGAAUAAAUACACUCUGAGGAGUUUCUGUAGGCUGUUGAACUCCUCCUCAGCUCUCGAGUCACCUGAGAGAGGAGUUUAACAUCUUUAAAUAUUGCUGUGAGAUGCUUUGGAAUUUAACCUUUUAUAAUCUGCUUUUGUAAACUGUGUGGAUCAGUGAUAUCAUAGUGAUUUGUGGAGUGACUUGCAUAACAAAGUGCAUUUAAUAACAAAAUAACUGAACCUCUAAUUGUUUGACUGUUUGAAUGUUAAGACAUUUGCAUUUGAAAUGUUAUAUUCCUUCUCAAUACGCUUGUCUUGUCUCUUGUGUCAUACAGUAAUAUCUGAUUGUAGCCUCAACAGUGUAUGAUUGAAAAGAAUAAACAGAGUAAAUUCUGUAUCUGUAUGUACGUGUAUCUUUGUGUUAACUGGCUGUGUUAAUCUGUGGGAGAAUUAAAGUUCAGUUUUCACUAAUGCCUCUAUCGUUCAGUUUUUCUUCUCCCCAUCAGUGUUGAUGGUUGUAUGGUGUUAGUCCUAGACAUGCACUCUUACAAGUGUCAAAGCAAGUCUGCCUUUUACACAAUAAACAUAUCGUUGAGCACUAUUAAAAUAGACUUGCUGUGUUAAUAAGGAGGAACGAUGUGCUAUGG
Molecule: messenger RNA, 2584 nt
Organism: Osmerus eperlanus (European smelt)
Lineage: Eukaryota; Metazoa; Chordata; Actinopteri; Osmeriformes; Osmeridae
Exons: 2
Coding region: 362-1930 (522 amino acids)
Molecular function (GO): GTP binding
Source: RefSeq, a predicted model, not a curated record